This is a messenger RNA of Effrenium voratum, 2208 nucleotides long. NCBI's taxonomy places the organism in Eukaryota, Dinophyceae, Suessiales, Symbiodiniaceae. The record is from the annotation of a GenBank genome assembly.
AUGCGCGGACGGCAAAAUGCCAAAACCUUGGAGUACUGGCCUUUCACCCUUAAGAGCUUCGUCGAUUGGUUCUUUGAUGGCGUCCUUGUCACCAUGUUGCCCUCCAUCCUCCAGCAUGGGAUCACAUGGAUAGGCAGGACACGAACUGGGAAGUCGCUUGGGUCCAAGACCAUUCUCUUCGCCCAGUCCAAGUUUGAGAUCGACCGGGAUGAGCGUGAGGAUUUGGUGCCCUCCAUUGUCACAGCCAAACACUUGGAUUUCUUCAAAGCGGAACCCAUUACCAAGUAUAAGCCCGGCGUCUUCGAUGAUGGCAUGCUCCAGAAAAUGGAUGCCUCAUUCCUCAAAGCUUUCCUCAACCCAUCUGAAGAAGAUGCGACAGUGUGGGCGCGGUACUCAUCUGCCCAAUUUGACCAGGGUGCAGGCAGACAGGCGUGCAACAACCCCUAUGACAAAGCCGUGGACGACAAAGUCUAUGCAGACAUGAAGGCAAAGAAGAUGUGGACUAUCCCCCAUUCUGACUUCAUGAACCUCAUUCAGCCCUCCUUCAGCGGUGUCGAUGACAUGGAGGAUAUGAAUGCGAUCCUCGCCCGGACCCACAUCAUUGUCAUUACAGACUUGCUCGCGCCAUCUCAGAAGCCCAUCUUUGAAGCUUACAAGCGGGACCCUCACAAGCACACUUUGCCUCCCAAUUUCAUUGAGGACUCCAUCUGGUCCCAGACCCUGUUGAAGAAGCUGUUCAAUGGGGAGACCAUUCCAAGUGAUAUUGGCUCUGACAAUGGAUUCCCUGCUGUUGGUGAGACAGAGGACCUCGAGCAGGAGCUUGCCCACAUCUUGGAUAACAUGGAUGACUUCCCUGACAACACAGAGAUUCAGCCCUCUGAUGAGCCCAGUCACUUCACUGGCAUAAAGCUUGUCGAAGGCUUCGUCAUUGAGUAUGACAAUGAUGUCCUCACUCACUUGAGCAUGGGGGGCUUGUAUGACUACCUGCAGCAAGAGGGCCGCACUAUCUUUGCCUUGCAGAAAGUCAACCACGAUGACCUUAUCACCUCCCCGACUUUGACCCAACAGGUUGUGAAGGAAAUCUCACCCACAAGUUUGCACUUCCCGCAACUUCGCACCAGCUACGGCCACAACUACAAGUGGGAGAAUGGCAAGAAGAUCAACACCAUUGGCAUCCAACAGUUAGGCAACAGUGUGCUGUUUGUCAACUCCAAGAAGGCGUUCACUCUGAACUUCUUGAAGUGCCAUGAAGAGCUAAUGUUUUGCGGUCACGUGAGCGCGCUCGCGGUGGAGCAUGCGUACUUCGCAACCCACAGCCCACACAUGUCCAGUGAGAAUGACAUUAUCGUGGACUUCCGCAAGCUCUAUCACACGGGUCUGUUCUACUACCUUGCAUUGAAAGAGUUCCAACCUCUCGAUCGCCACCUUUCCAUUGUCAUAGAUGAUGAAGUCCCUGACAACACGAUUGAGCUGUACGAUGCCUACUGCCACGGGACCCUCUUUCCUCCUAUGAACAAGCAAAAGGUCAAGAUCGUGGUAGGGGAUGGCAACAUGCGCCUCAACAUGUUGUGCCAGGAGGGCCCUAAAAGGAGGACUGGCCGACCUCGUGCAGGGCGAGCAAGCGUUGGCAAACAUGCCAACGGGUGGUUCAUGGUGUGCGACCCCUCCACGGGCAAGAUCCUAGGCUUGCGUGUAAUGAAGGAGCCAGAGAACACCCAGCACGUGCUCCAAAUGCUUGAUGCAGUGGUGUGGCUGUACCCGAAGCUGAACACCUUUGUCUACGAUCGGGCUUGCUCCAUUGUCCGCGCUGCUCAUGAGGAAGACAGCCUUGGGCAAAUCGAGCACUACAUCGUGGAUUGGUUCCACGCCUACCGCCACAACAGCAAGUGCAAAUGCAACCCCAGAAAGGUUCGGAAGCUUGGCAAGAUCGUCAAGAAUGUCAACACAAGCAUUUGCGAACAGAUAUUCUCUUGGUUUCGCCACUACUCUACAGCCUUCAACGAGCUCCGCACCAACAGGCACAAGUUUGUGAUGCUGUACAUGGCAAAGCGCCACAACCUCGCCGUGGAAGCCAACCAGGCACAGUAUCUUCGCCCAGAUCCUCGUAAGAGCCUCGCUUCUAAGUCUUGCACCUGUGGUAGCAAGAAGGCCAUGAAGGGCAGGAAGCUCAUGAAGGCAAUGAGGGUCAUGAAGGCCAUGAAGAAGUAG